Halteromyces radiatus is the source of this 1014-nucleotide messenger RNA. RefSeq names its product phosphoadenosine phosphosulfate reductase. Gene Ontology annotation, cellular component: cytoplasm. The record is from RefSeq and is a predicted model, not a curated record. The transcript is spliced from 2 exons. NCBI's taxonomy places the organism in Eukaryota, Fungi, Mucoromycota, Mucoromycetes, Mucorales, Cunninghamellaceae. Gene Ontology annotation, molecular function: phosphoadenylyl-sulfate reductase (thioredoxin) activity. Bases 101 to 964 code for a protein of 287 amino acids.
UUUCAUUAGAUAUAUAUAUAUAUAUAUAUAAUUACUUCAUCUUAUUCAUUUUUAUUAUUAUCAUCCAUUAUUUAUUCAUAUAUCUACAUUUAUUAUUAUCAUGCCUGUUAGCACAUCAUCCAAUAUUCAACAAAUCACUUCAGGUUCCGAAUUGACAAAAGAGUACCUAGAAAAUAUUAACAAAUACCUUUGGACUUUAUCCCCUACUGAAAUCUUAUCUUGGGCUAUUGAUCAUUUACCAAAUCUUUAUCAAACUACUGCUUUUGGAUUGACUGGACUUGCUACAGUAGAUAUGAUCAACAAAAUAAGUAUCGAUCGAAAUCAAAAUCAUUUGGUACCUUUGAUCUUUUUAGACACUUUGUAUCAUUUUGAGGAAACACUUGAAUUGGCCAAACGAUGUCAAGAAACAUACCAAGUUCCCCUUCAUGUAUACAAGCCUAUGGAUGCAUCAACUACUGCCGAAUUUGAACAAGAACAUGGAUCCAAUCUUUGGAAGGUGGAUGAAGAUAUGUAUGAUUAUCUUGUCAAAGUGGAACCAGCACGUCGCGCAUAUGAAGAAUUGAAUGUCAAAUCUGUGAUUACUGGUCGUCGUCGAAGUCAACGUGGUGAUCGAGAAAAUAUUCCUAUUUUAGAAGUAGAUGGUACUGGUCUAAUCAAACUCAAUCCUUUGGCUUUAUGGGAUUUCCAACAAGUAUGGACCUACAUUCGGGCCAAUGAAGUACCUUACAAUGCAUUAAUUGAUCAAGGUUACAAAUCAAUUGGUGAUCAUCACUCUACAAAGAAACCUACAGGUCAAGAAGGUGAACGUGAUGGUAGAUGGGCGGGUCAACAAAAAACCGAAUGUGGUUUACAUAAAGAUUAUUUCAAGAUGCGUGCUGCUUUCAUGGCCUCCAAGAAAAAACGUCAAGAACAACAACAACAACAACAACAACAACAACAACAUACUUCUAUGAUCACUGCUUAGCUUGUUUGUUUUUUUUUCCACAUAGUACUUUAUAGUUCUUCCCUCUUUGU